GAUUGUUGUGCGGCAUGACCACAUCACAUCGUCGACUCCAUAGCCAGCUUCAAUAGGAGGCACCUUUUCUUCAAGGUCCUGCAAUGUAUACCGAAGCCACUGGGUAAUUCGGUUCACGCCGCGAUAUUCUCAAAACAAAUAGGUCGCCAUGAUCAUUGCGAUAAUGGUAGAUCUGAUGUCUGAGUUCUGAGGUCUCGACGACCCCUCCUUCCCCUCCGCCUUCUAUCAUUCAAAAUUAGACAAUGCUCCUUCUAGUUGCUACAACAUGGCGAGACAAUCAUGAGAUCGAGAUCAAAGACUCAACACAUUGAACUCAACACAUUGAAAUCCGUUGACAUUGGGAAAUGAUUGUGGUGGUCGAAAGAAAAUACCCCCACCAAGCAAGUACAACGCGACACAAUACGCCACAAGGAUACUAGAGCUGAACGUUACAACAAUUUCCCAAGAGAAGAUUUCCAACUUCCUCUCACAUCUCGAUAACAUACCAGCGAGACGAAACCAAAGAUGCCUUCUGCCGUCGUAAGUACCACGGUUCAAUCCUGUGUCUUAUCGGGGAUCAGCAAUAUUAUCGCACAAUUUAUCUCUGCAAAUCAAAGCAAUACUGAAUUCACAAUAAACUGGACACCGGUAAUUCACUUCGUCUUAUACGGCGCGCUGAGCGCUCCGCCAAACUUCUACUUACAAUCCCUCCUCGAAUCGCUUCUGCCCUCCAAGAAACAAGCUUCUCCACGAAAUGUCUCUGAGAAGAAAGCUGCACAGCCCCAACCAACGCUCUCCGUCACUAAUACCAUUCUGAAAGUGGUUAUCGAUCAAACCCUCCUCGCAGUCUUGAACGUGAUGCUGUUCCUGAUCACCUUCUCGUUAUUCCGCGGGGCCACCCUGCAACAAGCUGUACAGUCUGCAGAAUCCGAAUACUGGGAUAUGAUGAAAGCAGGAUGGAAGCUGUGGCCAUUUGUCAGUCUGAGCAAUUUUGCCGUUAUCAAGAGUGUCCAGGGACGGGCUUUGCUGGGGAGUUUGGCGGGGAUUGGGUGGAAUGUUUACUUGGGAUUGGUGCAGGGUGAGAAGUGAAGGGUGGGACAUUCAGGUGAUGGGGUUUGUGGGUAUGAAGCCAAUGGGGCUUCGGAGAUGUACGAUCACUAAGUAAGGGUAUGGUGGAAAGCAUUUCUUUUUAAUGAGAUCUGGAUUGACAGCCGAAUGAAGAUACCAAGUACAACAGAGAAGGUGCUUUUGGGUCAAGCACAGAACCCAUGACAUCUUGAGAUGACAUGCAUGCUUCUUUGUUAUCUCACAUGGUACGUUGGAGCUUCUAUAGACCAACACCCAAGAACGAAACUGCUUCAAGUAUAGACAGAGCGGAGAAUAUACAAAUCCAAAUCAGAUAUAGCAUUAUGAUGAUGUACAAAAGAUGCAAGUAUGCAUUCACGCUACACACAUGUAUCCAGCCGUAUCAAAGUUCUUGCGCAAUCAGCAUGCCUUUCAUAUCAAUAUUGUCUAAUGUCAUGAAAUCAUGAACCCCCUACCUGUUCGAGUAGGCUAUGCCCUCGGGUUUGAGAGCGAGAAUACACACAUGUUUUA
Molecule: messenger RNA, 1575 nt
Organism: Botrytis cinerea B05.10
Lineage: Eukaryota; Fungi; Ascomycota; Leotiomycetes; Helotiales; Sclerotiniaceae
Exons: 3
Coding region: 505-1068 (187 amino acids)
Cellular component (GO): membrane; cytoplasm
Source: RefSeq, a predicted model, not a curated record